AUGGGAACUUCGGCGUCCCGCACUGUUGCCCCGCCGCCGCCGUCGGACAACAGCCUCCGCAGUGCUGAGCACGCGACAAGCAAUACCAACUCCAACAGUCCCUCUACUUCAAAUUUUACAAUGCAGACUCCUUCUUCCGAGUCGACCAAGACGUCGGAGUCGGCACCGACCGUCAUUCAUGGAUACACAUUCCCACAGGAUAAACUGAAGCGUCGGCUGCAGAAGCCCGGCCAGACGCCGCUGGUGCUGGUGGCCUGUGGCAGCUUCUCGCCUAUCACCAUCCUGCACUUGCAGCUGUUCGAGCUGGCCGAGCGUUACGUAGAGCGCAGUGACAAGUUUGAGAUUGUCGGGUGUUACGUUAGCCCGUGUAGUGAUACGUAUGGCAAAAGUUCUCUGGUCGCAUCGAGCCAUCGCAUAAAUAUGUGCAAAUUAGCCAUUGAGGAAAAUGGAAGCAACAUCAUGAUUGACGAGUGGGAAGCCGUGCGCAAAGACAGCGACGGUAGCCCGGUCUACACGCCGACAUCGGACGUGCUGCGGAGACUAGAUGACCAGCUCAAUAAUGUCCUGGGAGGUAUUGAGACGGCUGACGGAUCGUCAACCGUAAAAGCCAAGGUUAUGCUACUCAUGGGGGCUGACCUGGCCCAGACCAUGUCCGAUCCCAAUAUCUGGGCCCCGGCCGAUAUCGACGUCCUUCUCGGAUACUACGGUGGAUUCAUCGUCGAGAGACCAGACCAGUGCGAUAUAAACAAGGCCAUAGAGCCCCUCCGGAAGCAUCAGCCCCCCUACAACAUCUUCGUCGUGCCCUCGUUCCCCAACGAUGUCUCCUCUACAAAGAUUCGCGCUCAGCUGCGCAACGGCGAAAGAGCGCUCGACCUGCCCGAGUCCGUUUUUGACUACAUCCAAAAGCAUGGCUUGUAUCGGGAUUCGUAG
Geosmithia morbida is the source of this 930-nucleotide messenger RNA. Its product is annotated as nicotinamide mononucleotide adenylyltransferase. Gene Ontology annotation, biological process: NAD+ biosynthetic process. Lineage: Eukaryota; Fungi; Ascomycota; Sordariomycetes; Hypocreales; Bionectriaceae. Gene Ontology annotation, molecular function: nicotinate-nucleotide adenylyltransferase activity; nicotinamide-nucleotide adenylyltransferase activity. The transcript has 2 exons. The coding region runs from base 1 to 930 and encodes 309 amino acids. The record is from RefSeq and is a predicted model, not a curated record.